Molecule: messenger RNA, 1911 nt
Organism: Manacus vitellinus (golden-collared manakin)
Lineage: Eukaryota; Metazoa; Chordata; Aves; Passeriformes; Pipridae
Gene: KIRREL3
Product: kirre like nephrin family adhesion molecule 3
Exons: 17
Coding region: 49-1911 (620 amino acids)
Biological process (GO): synapse assembly; cell-cell adhesion
Cellular component (GO): cell-cell junction
Molecular function (GO): cell adhesion molecule binding
Source: RefSeq, a predicted model, not a curated record
GCGGCAGCGGAGCCCCCCCGACCCCCGGCGCCGAGCCCACCCUGAGGAAUGAGCGCUUUCCAGGCAGACCUCCUCCUCCUCCUCCUCGCCUGCUUCCUGCUCAGCCACGAACUGGGGCUCCCAGGAAGAGGAUGCUGCCUAGUCCUGGGGUUCAUGUACAAGGAGAAGUACCGCAGGAUGACUGAAGGCCAAGCGUCGUCGUUCACGCAGCAGCCCCAGGACCAGGUGGUGGUCGCUGGGCAGCCCGUGACCCUGCUCUGUGCCAUCCCCGAGUACAAUGGCAUCGUGCUCUGGAUCAAGGACGGGCUGGCCCUCGGAGUCGGACGGGACCUCUCAAGUUACCCGCGCUACCUGGUGGUAGGAGACCAUCUGUCAGGACAGCACCACCUGAAAAUCCUGAGGGCUGAUCUCCAGGAUGACGCCGUGUACGAGUGCCAGGCCAUCCAGGCUGCCAUCCGAUCCCGACCUGCCCGGCUGACCGUCCUGGUUCCUCCAGAUGAUCCUGUCAUUAUGGGGGGGCCCAUCAUCAGCCUGAGAGCAGGAGACCCCCUGAACCUGACCUGCCACGCUGACAAUGCCAAGCCAGCAGCCUCCAUCAUCUGGAUGAGGAGGGGAGAAGUCAUCAAUGGAGCCACCUACUCCAAGACACUUCUCCGUGAUGGCAAGAGGGAGAGCAUCAUGAGCACCCUUUUCAUGGCCCCCUCCGACAUCGAGAACGGGGAGAGCAUCGUGUGCCGCGCCACCAACAAAGCCAUCCCCAGCGGGAAGGAGACCUCGGUCACCAUCGACAUCCAGCACCCACCCCUGGUGAACUUGUCCGUGGAGCCGCAGCCGGUGCUCGAGGACAACACUGUGAAGUUCCACUGCUCUGCCAAGGCCAACCCCGCCGUCACCCAGUACAGGUGGGCGAAAAAAGGCCAGGUUAUAAAGGAAGCCUCUGGUGACUUCUAUGAAACCAUUGUGGACCACACCUUCUUCUUUGAGCCCGUCUCCUGCGAGGUCACCAACGCCCUGGGCAGCACAAACAUCAGCAGGACCGUGGAUGUGUACUUUGGGCCCAGGAUGGCGACAGAACCACAGUCCCUCCUGGUGGACCUGGGCUCGGACGCCGUCUUCAACUGUGCCUGGACUGGGAACCCCUCCCUCACCAUCGUCUGGAUGAAGCGAGGCUCGGGCGUGGUCCUGAGCAAUGAGAACAAGCUGACCCUGAAGUCGGUGCGCCAGGAAGACGCCGGGAAAUACGUGUGCCGGGCCGUGGUGCCGCGGGUGGGCGCGGGCGAGCGGGAGGUGACGCUCACCGUCAACGGGCCCCCCAUCAUCUCCAGCACCCAGACCCAGCACGCCCUGCACGGCCAGAAGGGGCAGAUCAAGUGUUUCAUCCGCAGCACUCCCCCACCAGACCGGAUUGCUUGGUCCUGGAAGGAGAACGUCCUGGAAUCCGGGACCUCCGGGCGCUACACGGUGGAGACGGUCAGCACGGACGAGGGGGUCAUCUCCACACUGACCAUCAGUACGGAAAUGAAAUCAGGAGCUGGUAUUCAAGCAGAGUCGGUGCCCAUGGCGGUGAUCAUCGGCGUGGCCGUGGGGGCCGGCGUGGCGUUCCUGGUGCUGAUGGCCACCAUCGUCGCCUUCUGCUGCGCCCGCUCCCAGAGGAAUCUCAAGGGCGUGGUUUCUGCCAAGAACGAUAUCCGCGUGGAGAUCGUGCACAAGGAGCCGGCCUCGGGCAGGGAGGCGGAGGAGCACCCGACCAUCAAGCAGCUGAUGAUGGACAGGGGGGAGUUCCAGCAGGAUUCGGUGCUGAAGCAGCUCGAGGUGCUCAAAGAGGAGGAGAAGGAGUUUCAAAACCUGAAGGGGCAGCAGAGGGACAGCACCGAUCUCUGUGACAGGACCCGAGGGAAUGGCUGGAACUAG